AUGAGGUGUGGAAGAGAGCUAAAGAUGGGUAACAAUGAUAUUCGUCACAGAUCUUCAGUUUGUCCAAGCCAAUUCACGAGUUUGUAUUUAGCCAAUCUUGAUCCGCAAGUCUCUGAAGAAAUGUUGAUUCAGAUGUUCUCGGGUUUCGGAAAGAUCAUAAGAUCGCUUCUAGCAAAGGAUUUCAGAGGAGACUCGCGAGGUUUUGCUUUCAUCGAGUUUGAAAUCGCCGAUAGCGCUGCACAAGCCGUGAAACACAUGAACGGAAGGUUAAUAGGUCAGAAGAUUCUAUACGUUGAGAGGACACCGAAGGUGGACGAUGGUCAAAACAUAUAA
Thlaspi arvense is the source of this 333-nucleotide messenger RNA. NCBI's taxonomy places the organism in Eukaryota, Viridiplantae, Streptophyta, Magnoliopsida, Brassicales, Brassicaceae. The record is from the annotation of a GenBank genome assembly.